UUCCCCCCUCGACCAGGUGCGUGUAGUGUCAGUAUAAAUAAGUCAGUCGUGAUACUUCAACUCAUCUCUCACAUCACUCCUAGUCCUCGUAGUUUACAAUUAUUAUAAGUUUAUAUCUCCUGAGAUCGCCGACAAAAGUGCAAGUCACAAAUAUAGGGUUUAGUGUCAGAUAUUUCACGUGAUUUCAUCAGUAUUUUUAGCACUUUAAUUGCAAGAUUGUAAGGAUUCCAAACGACUGUUCCACAAAAUGUUGUCCAAAAAUUUGUUGAUUGAGACGGGAAACAUUCUUUCCUUGAAUGAAUUGAAGAAAAUAGCUGGUCUAAAUACGAGAGAUGAGUUGAUUGAAACAUUAAAAAUCAUUUUGAAAGACACCAAACCUACCGAAAUCAGUUCAACAGCAGUGAGUAGAAAUAUCAAUGGAAAAACCGAUGUAGAGACUGAAAAUGUGGACAGGAAAGAAUUAAAAAUUACCGUCAAGGUUUUUAUUUCAACAGCAAAAGCAGAAGUUUUAAAACAGGCUUUGGAUGAAGUUCUUAAAGUUCUGCACACCGAUGCAGUAGAAUCAUUGGUGGUAGCUUAUAAAAAAGCUGAAGGUGGAGACGAUAUUCUGAAUUCCUUGCAAUCUCUAUGGAGUGUUAUCGAGGAAUAUAAAGAAGCCGGAAAAAUUUUGAGCGUCGGCCUCAGCGAUGUAGACACGGAAGUGUUCAUACAAUUCUUUAAAUCUGCGAAUAUUAAGCCAAACAUUAUACAGAUUAAUUUGGCGACUUGCUGUGUUGUUCCUCCCGUUUUGCAAGAAUUUACCAAAGAAAACGAUAUCCAAUUGUUGACUCACAGUGAUCCCUGUCAAAUUUUACCAAAAGAGUCGGUGACCGAUAUUUUUGGUGCUGACACCAACUUGCACUGGGUGGCUCGUUACCAAAUCCACCUUAGGUGUCGCGGCGUUCUUUCAUCCAAGGGCUACUUGGUCUACAUUGAAAAACCAACGUCUACGCCAUCCUAAGCCUUCAAAAAAUCCUUCAAUCAUACAAUAAUAAUUUACUUAACAAUUUAUGCGAGUGAUCAAUUUUUUUCUUCAAUCGCUAAAUUAUUUAUAAGGUAUUUAAGGUAUUUAUUUAGGAUACUUGGGGGUUUUAAUUAGGUUUCUUUUCUCUCGAGUUUUUUUAAUAGGCCUCUAUGCAGCCUAUUUGCUACGCCACGAAUCCACAACUUUCGCCCUCGGUCGAAAAAGUGCUACUUAGGGUCCUUGUAUCAGAAAUAACUAUUGAGAAAGAAUAAUUUUGUUUUAAAGAACGGUGCAUAGUCACAAAGUGCAAUUUAUAUACUGUAGUCACAAAUGACUUUACUUUUUUAGUACUUGUCAUUUGAAGUUUUUUUUUUCUAUUUACUUAAGGAAGGAUGCAUUUGUACAGAAAAGGCAUUUAGGAACUUUUUAAAAGGAAAGUUGAUUAUAUUCGUUUCGGAUGCAGACUAUCCAUAAAUAUUUUUUUAAUAGCAGACUUUCUAUAGAAUUUCUUUCAUGAGGAUGUAACGAAAUAUAGAAAUUUUUGUGUAUAAUAAUAUAAAAAAAUAAGACAGAAGUAUUUGAUUAACAUACCAACAGUAAUUGCACACGCGCAAAUCGCGUGUUCACGUCUCUGGAUUUUUAUUUCCUUGUACGAAAAUUAUGCAAAUUUAAAAACCCAUUAUAAUGCCAAUUUUUAAAUAUUAUGUUUUAAAAUUUGGUAGCAAUAAUUAAAAAUUUCGAAUGGGGAUGUUGCAUGAAAUUAGAUAAAAAGAUAUUUUGAUUCUUUAGCAACUGAUUAUUUUAUUUUUAGGAGGAAGAAUUUUGUAUUGAGUAAGAAACAUUGUUUUUUUUCUUAACAAAGUUUGAAUAUUACUACCGUUCGCGGCAUUUUUCGUCAAACGCAUAGAUUGGCCAUAUUUUUGUGACGUCAUUCUCCGCGGGAAAAUUCAAACGAUCUAAAUUAUGAAAAAGUAAAAAUGGUUUCUAAACAUGAUUUUAAAAGUAUAACUAUCUCUAAAUGGCCGUCUUAUAUCAUUAAUAAAUUCUAAUUUAUUUUUUAAAAAUAUAUUUUACCUCGCUUGAUUCGGCCUUUAUUUUCGAUUUCUUGUUUUUAGCGUUUUUGCCAUUGAUAUGUUUGCUUAGACAAAGAUAAUAUCUUUGGCUUAGAUAAUCAUCUGGAUCAGCUUAGAAUUCCUUAGAGAGAGUUGUGUCACGUAACCCCCUAUACUAGCCGCCGCGAAACCGGAA
Belonocnema kinseyi is the source of this 2251-nucleotide messenger RNA. RefSeq names its product glutamate--cysteine ligase regulatory subunit (gene Gclm). Gene Ontology annotation, biological process: glutathione biosynthetic process. The coding region runs from base 248 to 1000 and encodes 250 amino acids. Gene Ontology annotation, cellular component: glutamate-cysteine ligase complex. The transcript has 6 exons. The record is from RefSeq and is a predicted model, not a curated record. Gene Ontology annotation, molecular function: enzyme regulator activity; glutamate-cysteine ligase catalytic subunit binding. Lineage: Eukaryota; Metazoa; Arthropoda; Insecta; Hymenoptera; Cynipidae.